AUGAGUGCCAACUACCGCUCAAACAUCAAGUGCCAACUACCGCUCAAACAUCAAGCGCCAACUACCGCUCAAACAUCAAGCGCCAACUACCGCUCAAACAUCAAGCGCCAGCUACCGCUCAAACAUCAAGCGCCAACUACUGCUCAAGCAUCAAGCGCCAACUACCGCUCAAACAUCAAGCGCCAACUACCGCUCAAACAUCAAGCGCCAACUACCGCUCAAGCAUCAAGCGCCAACUACCGCUCAAGCAUCAAGCGCCAACUACUGCUCAAGCAUCAAGCGCCAACUACCGCUCAAGCAUCAAGCGCCAACUACCGCUCAAGCAUCAAGCGCCAACUAGCGUGUUCACUAGACUCAGUGUUCACCAGACUCAAUACGAAUUUUGCACUCGAGAGACAGGUAUCUAGUGAGGAAGAGAAGCCUGUGUGCCCGUCUAGUGAGGAAGAGAAGCCUGUGUGCCCGUCUAGUGAGGAAGAGAAGCCUGUGUGCCCGUCUAGUGAGGAAGAGAAGCCUGUGUGCCCGUCUAGUGAGGAAGAGAAGCCUGUGUGCCCGUCUAGUGAGGAAGAGAAGCCUGUGUGCCCGUCUAGUGAGGAAGAGAAGCCUGUGUGCCCGUCUAGUGAGGAAGAGAAGACUGUGUGCCCGUCUAGUGAGGAAGAGAAGCCUGUGUGCCCGUCUAGUGAGGAAGAGAAGCCUGUGUGCCCGUCUAGUGAGGAAGAGAAGACUGUGUGCCCGUCUAGUGAGGAAGAGAAGCCUGUGUGCCCGUCUAGUGAGGAAGAGAAGCCUGUGUGCCCGUCUAGUGAGGAAGAGAAGCCCGCGUAA
This is a messenger RNA of Procambarus clarkii (red swamp crayfish), 819 nucleotides long. Lineage: Eukaryota; Metazoa; Arthropoda; Malacostraca; Decapoda; Cambaridae. The record is from RefSeq and is a predicted model, not a curated record.